AUGUCUCAGUUUACAAGCGAAGAUGAAGCUCUGUUACAGUCUAUGCUUAGACAGUUGCUGCAGAGUGUGAAGGAAAAAAUCACUGGAGCCCCAUCAGUAGAAUGUGCAGAAGAGAUUCUCUUGCAUUUGGAGGAAACAGAUGAGAAUUUUCACAACUAUGAGUUUGUGAAAUACCUUAGACAAUAUAUAAAUAAUACUGUGGGAUCUGUGAUUGAAGAAGAAACAGAAAAAUAUACUUCUGCUCAAAAUCAGGGUGAAGUAUCUGGCUAUGACACACUUGUCCAACACGUUACUAAGAAGACCCGUGAAUCAAAAGAAUACACAGAAAUGAUGCAUGCCCUGAAGAAUGUCAUGAUGGUUGUGGCAGAAUCUUUGAUUAACAAGUUUGAAGAAGACCGGAUGUGUAAUAAGGAGCUGGAUAGUAAAACAAAGAAAGAACGUCAGAGUGGCUAUUAUACAGACAACUGUUCCGACAGUGACUCCUCGUUCAACCAAAGUUAUAUGUUCAUGAGUCAAGAACAAUUGCAACUGCUUGUAGAAAGGCUUGACCCUAUUCAGCCUAAGGAAGUUCGCCAAGAAGCCUUGCAGACACUGUGCUUUGCCUCUCCCUCUGAUAUACUGAACUCUGAGAGUUGGUCAAAUCUGCGUAAGCAUCUAACUGUGUCUCUGUCAGAUCCGGAUGCAACAUUCAGUGAGAAAAUUCUUAGGUUCUAUGCAAAAACUUUUUCUUCUUCUCCAUUUAAUAUGACAAGAGAAGUCUAUACAAGUUUAGCAAGACACUUGGAGUUGUACUUUCUUUCUGGAGAGUAUUCUCUUCGUAUUUCAGCUGGUCUCGACGUAUCUAACACAAACAUAACUCGUUUACUUAAAAAGGUCCGCCUUUUAAAUGAGUACCAAAAGGAGGCUCCCUCUUCCUGGAUUCGUUAUCCAGAAAAGUAUAUGGAAGAAGUAGUGGAGAGUACCUUGUCACUUUUGUCAGUAAAACACGAGCCUAAUUAUCCUACAUCUCCAGAUUUCUUGAGUCCAGUCUACUUCUUGGCUCUGCUAGAUAUCAAAGCAGUAUGGUUUAAAAAGUGGACGCAUGCGUAUUACAGCAGGACAGUGGUACUUAGGCUUUUGGAAAAGAAAUACAAAUCAUUGAUUAAUGCAGCUGUCCAGCAAUGUCUGGAUUAUUUUGAAUUUUGCAAGGCAGCAAUUAAUAAAAAUUCCAGAGUCAAUGACUUCUCCCAGCAGCAGUGUAGUGAUAAGCAGAACUUUUCCUACACUGGACCAGAAUUGCAGUACGUCUAUUUUGUUCAUUCACUGUGCCUGUUAGGAAGAUUGUUGAUCUAUAAACAAGGCCAAAAUCUCUUUCCAGUACAGCUAAAAAAUAAAAAAGAUAGUGUAUCCGUAACGGAUCUGUUGGUAGUAUUUAUUCAACUUAUUUAUUACUCUCCAAGUUACCCAAAGACAGCUUUGGCAGUACAUACAGACAAUUAUUCUCCAGCAAGUCUUGUUAUGGAGAUUCUGCAAGUUAUUUGUGAUCAGACAGGAUGUGCUGCUGAAUGUUUAUAUAUGGACACAGUGAUAGAUGCCCUACUUCAUCCAGUUCAGAGUUUACUGAGUGGCACAGAGGUGUAUGUAAAUUGUCUUGAAACCACUUUAAUUAAUGUAGCUGAUAUUUUGGCAAGGAUUGCUGCUGUAGAAGAUGGUCUUUCUCUUCUUCUUUAUGGAGAAAAUGGAAAAGCUGCCAAAAAAGAUAGUCCUACAGCUGUUCAUGUAAUUGUUCAGUUUACAAAGAAACUUCUUCAUGACGACAUUUCUCUUUUAUCUGGAUCCGAACUUUUGCCAGUUGUUAAAGGAGCUUUCGUUUUUGUAUGUCGUCAGAUGUACAGAACUUGUGAAGGCCUGCGGGUGUUGAUUCCUUAUGGCUUGCAUGAAUCUAUUGGAGAGGCCUGGAAAAAGACGAGUUUACUUUCAGAAAGAGUACCCACUCCUGUAACUGUUGCGGACUCAGCUUCGUCAUUAAGUCUAGAGUCAAAAAAUGUUUUGUUAUGGGAACAGACUUUGUUAGAUGCCUUGCUAAAUUUUUCUGCCACACCCAAAGGACUAUUUCUGCUUCAUAGUACAGGUGUCAUGAAUGAUUGUGUGAACUUUAUGUUCAGCAGUUUAUCAAAAAAACUCCAGACAAAUGAAUAUGAAGAUUUUGAUAAUAGAGCGAUUGUUACACAAAUCGCAACAACACCAACAGGUGCAGUAGCUCUACAGAGUUCAGGUUUUAUAAAGGCACUUGUAACUGAAUUAUGGGCUCUUUUGGAGUGUGGAAAAGAUGAUGUGAGGAUAACCCAACCCAAAUCUACUCCAGUUGACCCUAUUGACCAAAGCUGUCAGAAGUCUUUUCUCUCUCUGAUAAACUUGCUCACUUACCCUGCAGUUUUUGAGCUCCUGAGUAAACAAGAGAUACCAAAUAAACCAAUGUAUUCACUUCGUGAAGUACCUACAGAUAUUAUUGAUAUCAUUGACAGACUUAUAAUUUUGAAUUCAGAAGCUAAAAUUCAUUCCUUAUUCAAUUAUGAACAAUCACAUAUCUUUGGUCUGAGGUAA
Messenger RNA from Phaethon lepturus (White-tailed tropicbird), 2583 nucleotides. RefSeq names its product TBC1 domain family, member 32 (gene TBC1D32). The record is from RefSeq and is a predicted model, not a curated record. The coding region runs from base 1 to 2583 and encodes 860 amino acids. Gene Ontology annotation, biological process: non-motile cilium assembly. NCBI's taxonomy places the organism in Eukaryota, Metazoa, Chordata, Aves, Phaethontiformes, Phaethontidae. The transcript is spliced from 22 exons.